This is a messenger RNA of Castor canadensis (American beaver), 2300 nucleotides long. RefSeq names its product mediator of RNA polymerase II transcription subunit 17-like. NCBI's taxonomy places the organism in Eukaryota, Metazoa, Chordata, Mammalia, Rodentia, Castoridae. The record is from RefSeq and is a predicted model, not a curated record. Gene Ontology annotation, molecular function: transcription coregulator activity. Gene Ontology annotation, biological process: regulation of transcription by RNA polymerase II. Gene Ontology annotation, cellular component: core mediator complex; mediator complex.
AGCGGGGUUUGGUUUCCAGCGUUGAGGGCUUCCGCUGGGGGCCUCCGCCGCAGGCAGCAUGUCGGGGGUCCGCGCUGUGCGGAUCAGCAUGGAGUCGGCCUGCGAGAAGCACGUGCAGGAAGUGGGCCUGGAUGGCACUGAGACCUACCUGCAGCCGCUGUCCAUGUCCCAGAACCUGGCGCGCCUGGCCCAGCGGAUCGACUUCAGCCAGGGUUCGGGCUCCGAGGAGGAGAAGGAGGCGGCGGGGGCCGAGGGCGACGCGCAGGACUGGGCGGGCGCCGCCAGCGCGGACCAGGACGACGAGGAAGGUAGGAAGGUAGCUGCUUGGCCAUUGGUGAAGUUUCAACCUUCCUUAUGGCCUUGGGACUCAGUGAAGAACAAUAUGAGAAGUGCCCUGACAGAAAUGUGUGUUCUUUAUGAUGUUCUCAGUAUUGUUAGGGAUAAAAAGUUUAUGACUCUCGAUCCUGUCUCUCAGGAUGCACUUCCUCCAAAACAGAAUCCUCAGACGUUGCAGCUGAUAUCUAAAAAGAAGUCACUUGCUGGAGCAGCACAAAUCCUAUUGAAGGGAGCAGAAAGACUGACUAAGUCAGUUACGGAAAACCAAGAAAACAAGCUACAAAGAGACUUCAACUCUGAGCUCUUGAGAUUAAGGCAACACUGGAAGCCUAGAAAAAUUGGAGAUAAAAUUCUUGGUGAUCUGAGCUACAGAAGUGCAGGAUCUCUUUUUCCCCAUCAUGCUACAUUUGAAGUAAUAAAGAACACAGAUAUUGAUCUGGAUAAGAAGAUACCUGAAGGUUACUGUCCCCUUGAUGUCCAAAUUCCUAGUGAUUGAGAGGGUUUUGCAUAUAUCAAGGUGUCCAUUCAAAAACAGGCUCCAGACAUUGGUGAUCUUGGCACAGUUAAUCUCUUCAAGCGAUCUUUGCCCAAAUCCAAACCAGGUUCCCCACAUUGGCAGGCAAAAUUAGAGGCAGCACAGAAUGUUCUCUUGUGUAAAGAAAUUUUUGCGCAGCUCUCUCGGGAAGCUGUUCAAAUUAAAUCACAGAUUCCUCACAUUGUAGUGAAAAACCAGAUUAUCUCUCAACCCUUUCCAAGUUUGCAGUUACCUAUUUCUUUGUGCCAUUCCUCAAAUGAUAAGAAAUCCCAGAAAUCUGCUAUUGAGAAGCAAAGUCCAGAAGAUCAUCUCUAUGUCCUGGAGCAUAAUUUGCACCUACUGAUUAGAGAGUUUCAUAAACAGACCUUGAGUUCCAUCAUGAUGCCUCACCCAGCAAGUGCACCUUUUGGCCACAAGAGAAUGAGACUUUCGGGUCCUCAAGCUUUUGAUAAAAAUGAAAUUAAUUCUUUAGUGAAGGACUUCUGGAAAAAAAUAAUUAAAUAAGCAAAGCAUAUUUUUCUAAGGAUCAGAACUGCUGCAACCAUUGACAGCUUAGCAAGCCGCAUUGAGGAUCCUCGGAUACAGGCCCAUUGGUCAAAUAUCAAUGAUGUUUAUGAGUCUAGUGUGAAAGUAUUGAUCACCUCACAAGGUUAUGAGCAAAUAUGCAAGUCCAUUCAGCUGCAGUUGAACAUUGGAGUUGAGCAGGUCCGAGUCGCUCACAGAGACGGAAGAGUGAUUACGCUAGCUCAUCAGGAGCCCGAGCUACAGGAUUUUCUUUUGUCUCAGAUGUCACAGCAUCAGGUGCAUGCAGUGCAGCAGCUGGCCAAGGUUAUGGGCUGGCAGGUACUCAGCUUCAGCAAUCAUGUGGGACUUGGGCCCAUAGAGAGCAUUGGCAAUGCCUCCGCCAUAACAGUGGCCUCCCCGAGUGGAGACUAUGCUAUUUCAGUUCGUAAUGGACCUGAAAGUGGCAGCAAAAUUAUGGUUCAGUUUCCUCGUAACCAGUGUAAAGAUCUUCCAAAAAGUGAUGUUUUACAAGAUAACAAAUGGAGUCACCUUUGUGGACCCUUCAAAGAAGUCCAGUGGAAUAAGAUGGAAGGUCGGAACUUUGUUUAUAAGAUGGAGCUGCUUAUGUCUGUGCUUAGUCCUUGUCUACUGUGAUCUUUUCCAGGACAGCUUCCAGAAACCUUGACUUGAGAUGUUUGCAGAUAAGUUAUAAGCACAAGGAAGGGAAAUCUUCCAAAGGUGUAUUUUUUUUUUUUUACGAAAAUAAUAAAUGUUUAACUAGCAGUUUGAAACCUUUCACUUUACAGGUAGCAAGUACUUUGAAAUGCAGAAGUUUAAAUACAGUUGUAGGUAUAUAGUAGGGGAAGAUGUAAGAUAAUAUUUUUAUACAGUUAACCUGAAAAAUGUUAUUAAUUUGCUUUUUAAA